AGUAGAAAAACUAAGUGGAAAUGGGUUAAUGACGCUAAUCACAGGCAAACAAGACCAUAACAAUAAUAACAAUACAGCCAGGCAAGCUUGCAGGCAGGCAGGUUUAUAUUCGAUUCAAAAUAUUUGCCAAGUCUCAUUUUCCCAGAUCUUGUUCCCGCUCCAAACCCUAAAUCGAUCUGCUGCUAAUCACUAAUACAAUCAGCAGAUUCAGUACAGCGUGGCAAGAUGCAACGGAAUCCAGUGACAAUUGAGGAACAGCUCAUUUUCAAAGCAAUUAAAGAAGAAUGUCCAUGGGAGAAUCUCCCUAAAAGGCUCCAAGCGACUCUUACUUCUAAAGAGGAGUGGCAUAGAAGGAUAGUUGAACAUUGUAUAAAGAAAAGGCUUCAAUGGAACACCUGUUUUGCUCGGAAAGUAUGUAAAGAAGGUGAAUAUUAUGAAGACAUGAUGCGUUACUUGCGAAAGAAUUUGGCGCUGUUCCCAUAUCACCUCUCAGAGUAUGUUUGCCGUGUGAUGAGAGUAUCGCCUUUCAGAUAUUACUGUGAUAUGAUAUUUGAGGUCAUGAAAAAUGAGCAACCUUAUGACAGCAUCCCAAAUUUUAGUGCUGCUGAUGCCUUGCGGCUUACUGGGAUAGGAAGAAAUGAGUUUAUUGAUAUCAUGAACAAGUGCAGAUCUAAGAAAAUUAUGUGGAAGCUGAACAAGUCAAUUGCAAGAGAACUUUUACCUACACAGCCUGUCGAUUUUACAAUUGAACCGUGGUGGGGAGUCUGUCUUGUCAACUUCACCCUGGAAGAAUUUAAGAAACUCUCAGAAGAAGAAAUGGCAACAAUAGAUAAAAUUUGUAAGGAGGAGGCUAAUGCGUAUAUCCUAUUUGAUCCUGACAUUGUUAAAGGUCUAUUUAAACGAGGAUUAAUCUACUUUGACGUGCCUGUCUACCCUGAUGAUCGUUUUAAAGUUUCCAGACUUGAAGGGUUUGUUUCAAAUAGGGAUCAGUCUUAUGAAGAUCCUAUUGAGGAGUUACUCUAUGCAGUUUUCGUUGUUUCUAGUGAGAAUGCCACUGUUGAUGAACUGGCAACAACGCUGCAGGCUCACCUUUCUCAGCUGCAAGCUGCUGCAUCCUUCGCUUGUCGACUGGGAUGGGCAGUGAAAUUGAUUGACCCAGGAUCCAUUCUUCAAGAUACAAGCAUACCUGGCUCUCCUAAAAAUUCUAUCGGUGAUGAUGAGGAUGCUGCUCGCGCUAGUAUAAGUUCAGUAAAUAUGUCUACUGAUGGUGAGGCACUGCAAGGUGAUCCACGUUCUAGCCAUGCUCGUGUUGCUUUUAUAGUAGACGCUACUAUAACAUCCUAUCUUAUGAUGGGAUCUGUUUCACCAGGCUUGAAAUCUCAUGCUGUAACAUUGUACGAGGCGGGGAAGUUAGGUCAUGCUAGCAUAGCGGACCUUUGCAAGGAUUUGGGUACAUUAGAGGGAGCAAAAUUUGAGGGAGAAUUGCAGGAAUUUGCAAAUCAUGCCUUUAGCCUCCGCUGUGUCCUGGAGUGCUUGCUGUCAGGUGGGAUUGCUAUUGAUGAACAAGUGGAAGAAGUAUGUAAUAAGACGGCUACUCCUUUGAUUGCUGAAAUCUCAUUGACUGAUAAAUCUGAACGGUCUGGUGCCAAUGAAGCUGAAGUGGACAUUGAUUAUUCCACUAAUUUAGCCGAGCUUGUUUCUGGAGGUAUUGGUGAUGAAACAUUUGUUUUAUCUGAAGACGGUAAUACCUUAAGUGAGGUCACUAAGUUGGACCAGAAUGCCCUGAAUGAUGAGAGACUUGUUCCUGUUGAAGGGUCUGAUGUUGGAAGAGAAACUCUAAGGAGAAGGAAAUAUCGUGUUGAUAUUCUCCGUUGCGAAAGCUUGGCUGCUCUGGCUCCAGAAACUUUGGAUAGGCUAUUUCUUCGCGAUUAUGAUAUUGUUGCAUCUAUAGUUCCACUUCCUCAUUCAGCAGUUCUUCCUGGACCAAGAGGUCCCAUCCAUUUUGGCCCCCCUUCUCAUUCUUCCUUAACACCGUGGAUGAAAUUAGUGCUUUACUCAACUGUUGGCAAUGGGCCUUUGUCAGUUGUUCUGAUGAAAGGACAAUGCUUACGCUUGCUUCCUGCACCAUUGGCUGGUUGUGAAAAAGCCCUCAUAUGGUCUUGGGAUGGUUCAACAAUUGGAGGGUUGGGAGGCAAGUUUGAAGGAAAUUUGGUUAAGGGGGGUGUGCUUUUACAUUGUCUAAAUUCACUUCUUAAAUACUCAGCUGUCUUGGUGCAGCCCUUCAGUAGGUAUGACCUUGAUAAAUCUGGAAGAGUCAUUACGAUGGAUAUACCAUUGCCUCUUAACAACUAUGAUGGUUCAAUUGCUCGCCUAGAGAAUGAACAGGUUCUUUCGGAGGAAGAAAGUUUAAAACUUAACUAUGUAUUAACUCAGAUGACAAAGAAACUGGGAUUGUCAACAAUUGGUUAUGUUCGCAUGUUAAAACUUUUUAAUGAGAAAGAAUCAGACCACUUUGCGCCUGAUGAAGAGAAAUAUGAGUGGGUACCAUUAAGUGUUGAAUUUGGGAUGCCCCUUUUUAGCCCAAAGUUAUGCAAUAAUAUAUGUAAAAGAGUUGUGUCGUCACAGUUUCUUCAGUUUGAAUCUUUUGAUGGACAUCAUGAGACAAUGCAAGGCAUACGGAAAAAGUUGCGCGAUGUUUGUGCAGAGUAUCAUUCAACAGGUCCUGCUGCCAAACUUCUUUAUCAGAAAGAGCAAUCAAAGGACCCAUCUCGACAUCUUAUGAACUAUGCCAGUGGAAGAUGGAAUCCCCUUUUGGAUCCAUCUUCUCCCAUCUUAGGAGCCUUGAGUGAGCAUCAGAGACUGAAACUUACUAACCGACAGCGUUGCCGGACUGAAGUUUUGAGUUUUGAUGGAAGCAUUCUAAGAUCAUAUGCCUUAACUCCAGUGUAUGAGGCUGCCACAAGGCCUAUUGAAGAAACGCCAAUGGUGAACACUACAAAAGAUGAUCAUGAUGAAGCUGACAGUAAAGAAGUGACUCUUCCUGGUGUAAACCUUAUUUUUGACGGUGCAGAAUUACACCCAUUUGAUAUAGGUGCUUGCUUACAGGCUCGGCAACCAAUUUCCUUAAUUGCAGAGGCCGCGGCAGCCUCAGCUUCUGCUGCAAUCAAAUAGAGGUCUUUUGGCAUUACUUUUACUUGGCUGAGGUAGAUAGAAGAAUUUGUUCAUACACAACAAAUGAAGUAUUGAAACAUUAAUCUUCCUUGUGAGAUUUGCUUGGUUCACUUGUUGCAUCUUUGAGAUUGUUUCUAUGCAUAGGCUCAGGCUUAUAUCUAAGGUACUACUGUGACUGCUGUCUAUGUUCAAGGCCUUGGCUAAACAUUAUAAAUUAGCAUGUCGAGUGAAAUGGCGUGACAGAGGGAAAGAUGGAUUCUGAAUGCAAUUCCAUUCACUGCUUGAAUGAUGUCAGGUCCUGAUCUUUGUUCCUUAAUUCAUAAUAAAAUGAGCCUCUUUUUGCUGCAUUUAUAUGUAAAUAUACAUCUAUAUAGAGGGAAACUGCGCCAUAUACGUGAAAUUUUGUAUGAUUGCGUGUAAAGUUUGAUUUGAUUUUUUCUGCUAGCAUACACAUGUAGAAGGGAGAAAUUUCAGCAGAAAACAGUGAAAAGGUUUACCAAUGGCACUAAUGAAUUAAAUAGUAUUUGUUCAA
Messenger RNA from Mercurialis annua (annual mercury), 3703 nucleotides. RefSeq lists its product as uncharacterized. The record is from RefSeq and is a predicted model, not a curated record. The coding region runs from base 226 to 3171 and encodes 981 amino acids. Lineage: Eukaryota; Viridiplantae; Streptophyta; Magnoliopsida; Malpighiales; Euphorbiaceae. The transcript has 12 exons.